CCUCCUCGCGCAUUUUUUUUGCACGCUGGCCUGAGGAACCAAACGAGCCUGCCCUUGCAGCUUCAAGUGUAAGGGGGAUCUAUUUAAUGUCUGCCGAUCUGAUUUGAUAUAAGAGCCUGUAUCUGCUUUUCGUGCAGUCACGAUGAUGAGGUCCCUCCAAAUCUUUUGUUCCCUGGCGCUGUUGCAGGCAGUUGCGUCGCAGCAGAUUUGGGACAUCUGGCAAACUACAUGGGAUAGGGACAUGCUAUUCACGUAUUCCCAACCUACGCCGGACCCCAUUAAUUUCGUUACUCCUGGCGCUAUCGGGAGCGCGGACAUCGCCGUCGAUGAUUCCUCAGUAUACCAAACCGUGUAUGGUUUCGGAGCAUCAUUGACUGAUUCUUCUGCUGAGUUGUUAAACAACUUGAAGGUACAGAAUGCUGGAGGUUAUUGGCAGCUCAUGGAUUAUUUAUUUAAUGCUACGGAUGCUGCUAACUCAGCCGGGUUCUCCUAUAUCCGCGUUCCACUCGGAGCGACAGACUUUUCUGCAAAUACCUACAGUUAUGACGAUAUCAGUGGAGACACAUCACUGAACGAUUUUAACAUCAAUGCUGCACCAUCUAACGUUUUCUCAGUUCUUCAAGAUAUUCUAUCUAUCAAUCACAUGGCCAGAUUCCACAUCGUGCCUUGGUCGCCGCCCGGUUGGAUGAAGAGCGGGGAAACUAUGCGCGGAGGCUCACUAAAUACUAAAUACAUUAACACAAUGGCAAACUACCUCUUGAAGAGUGUGCAGGCAUUCUCAGACAAGGGGAUUCCCAUUUACGCAAUCAGUAUCCAGAAUGAGCCGGAAUACAGUGACUCCACAUACCCGACUUGCAACAUGCCGGUGGCAACUGAAGCACAGAUUGGGCUGGCUCUGCGCACGCUGUUGAACAACUAUGGCUUUUCGGGUGUCAAGAUUAUUGGUUACGACCACAAUUGGGUGGACGCUGCCAACUAUCCGGUCCAACUGAUGCAACAAGCCGGAAGUGCCUUUGAUGGAGUGUCUUUCCAUUGUUAUCAGGGUUCCGUCAGCGACCAGGCUUCGUUCACGUCUCAGUAUCCGAACAAGGAAGUGUACUUUACGGAGUGUUCGGGAACCCUUGGCAGUGACUGGUGGAGCGAUAUCAAGUGGUACAUGGACAAUAUUUUCAUCGGUAGCAUCUCAUACGGAUCCUCUUCCGGAUUGAUGUGGAAUAUCGCACUCGAUGGAAGCGGCCAGCCAUUACUCCCAGGUACAGACAGCUGUGGGGGCAGUGGAUGUCGUGGUGUAGUCCAAAUCAACAACAAUGGAACCUGGAGCGUAAACCAAGAAUUUUACUCCAUGGCUCAAGCCUCCAAGGCCAUUCUUCCUCGCGACGUCGGCGGUCCAUGGGGCCGGCGAAUUGGCGUAAGCGUCGGCGGUUCGCUUGACUGGGCUCUUGUGGUCGGCGCCUACAAGACGGGCAGGGUUUCGUCGAGUGAUUGGAACAGGUACAGCAUCGUCGUACUGAAUUGGGAUGACAGUGCAUCCACCAGUUGGAAUCCUCAGCCUGUGAAGGCCACUAUCGAGUUCAGGGGUAUGCAGGCUACAUACACAUUUCCCGUCGGUGUCACCACCCUUUGGUGGUAUGCUGCCAACUAGUUGUAUCUUGAUAUUUUUGUUGUAUUUUUUUUACGUUCCUGGGUGGCCGUGGGUUUACUUUGAUUUCAUGUGGGCUUUUCUGUAUUAUU
Molecule: messenger RNA, 1731 nt
Organism: Suillus subaureus
Lineage: Eukaryota; Fungi; Basidiomycota; Agaricomycetes; Boletales; Suillaceae
Product: glycoside hydrolase family 30 protein
Exons: 16
Coding region: 143-1642 (499 amino acids)
Biological process (GO): glucosylceramide catabolic process
Molecular function (GO): glucosylceramidase activity
Source: RefSeq, a predicted model, not a curated record